CUGGAGGUGGUGGAGUGAAGGCGUGAGUCCAGAGUCCUCAAUACAACAGCCGCAAUGUUGACCACCAUACUGAUGCUGGCGACCGCCGCUGCCGCCCUGGACACACAGAACCUGACUGCCUUGUUCCACGAGGCGCUGGCCAAUGACGGGUCGCUGCAGUCGUCAGUGGGGGUGAGCGGUCAACUGGCAGACCUGGAGCUGGUGUACCUACGGCGCCACCCGGGUACCCCGCCCCAUCCCACCAAGCCCCAACCAUCCCUCUUCUUCAACAUCCCCACCAAGCGCCAACCCCCAGCACCCCCUCUGUUCUACUCCUUCACAGCGUUCCGCAGACGGUACAGACUGCGGCUACGGCCGAUGACUCACCUGGUGUCGCCCAGUGCCCACCUGAGGGUGGUGGGCGGGCCACAGCUCAUUCCACCCACACCCUUCACGCCCAUGCUCUGCCACUACACCCACGUCGACGACGAUAUCACCGCCGCUCUCAGCGCUUGUAAACCCAGGACACUGGCCGGGUACGUGGUAAGCCGCAAUACUACACUGGAGUUGCGGCCGUUGGAAGGCGCGGCAGCCGAUGCCUUGCACCACGCCAUCAGCAAGCGUGGUGGGAGCAAGUACACGUCCCAGAGUGUACCGCACCUAGUGAGACGCGUCCCUAGGUCCUCCCCGUCCCGCCCUGAACCCUCUAUGAUGGAACUAGAGAUUCCACCUCCAGCCUGUAAGGAGUCCAUCGGGAACGCCAUCCCAAGCGAAAUGGAGUUCGACCAAGGAGAGAUCUUCACCGUGCCUCCCGAGGCCUGGCACAAGACCACACUCACGGAGACAACUACCACUACCCGUCCCUCGCCCCGCCCUGGGGGGCAGCUCCUAGGAGGAGGCCUCGAGGAACAGCCUUUAAAAGGAGUCCCUGAAGGACGCUUACUCCCGCCACAUGAAGUCCUGAAAAGAAGUAUUGAGGUGGAAAUGUUUGGACAGGUCAACUCACAGACACUCGACGGUGAUCGUGAACUCCAGCAGAAGAGGGAGAUGGACCAGGAGGCCAGACCUAUUGUGUUCCCUCCCACACACCCAGGUAGUGUUGCUGCCUGGGACGUGGUGAGGAGAAGUGAAGGAAGCAGCAGAGAACCCAAGCCAAUGCGGGGCGUCGACCGUCAACCUAAACCCAUCAUCUUCGCCACCACCACCACCAGUCCCUCAGAUAAGAUAGCGGACGCUGCUGGGGACGUGGUGAGGAGAAGUGAAGGAAGCAGCAGAAAACCCAAGCCAAUGCGGGGCGUCGACCGUCAACCUAAACCCAUGAUCAUCGCCCCCACCCCCACCCCCACCAGUCCUCCAUCAGGUAUUGAUGAUGCAGAUGAUGUGGCCAUGGACGCUGCUGGGGACGUGGUGAGGAGAAGUGAAGGAAGCAGCAGAGAACCUAAGCCAAUGCGGGGCGUCGACCGUCAACCUAAACCCAUGAUCUUCGCCACCACCACCACCACCAUUCCUCCAUCAGCCACGACAGCAACCCAGGACUCAGAUGCCUCACAACACGACCAACAUGAGGUGAAGAAGAGGAGUCAAAGCAAGACCAUUGAGCUGGGGGUGUUCGUCGACCAGGCGGCCUACGAUCUCUUCUUUCCCUACCUGGGCUCCAGCGUGGCCCUUACAGAGUUCAUCCUCGGCUACAUUAACGGAAUCCAGGCGCUGUUUCACCAUCCGACGCUGGGUCAGAAGAUCCAGCUGGUAAUCAACUACAUCGAGCUGAUGGCCAAGCAGCCGACAAACCUGGUGCACUUUGGGGGCGACCGAGAAAAACUGUACGACUCCUUCAGGCUGUACAACGCAGAGAAGACCAAGAGCUCGGAAAACAUGGUGGAUGUGCAGCCCUGGGAUAUAGGUAUUCUUAUUUCCGGGCACAACUUCUAUAGUACGAAGGGCAAGAACGGGAAGCCAUCAUACUCCUCUAUGGGGUUGGCGGCGGUGCGGGGCGUGUGUCAUCCGGACUACAGCGCCGUCAUUGUGGAGUUGGGCGUCACGGAUACCUGGGGAAAGCCGUACACCACUGCCGGCUUCGCCUCAGUCUACGUCAUGGCCCACGAGAUCGGCCACAACGUGGGGAUGCUGCACGACGGUUUCGGUAACUCGUGCCCCAAGAACGGUUACAUCAUGUCAGCGUCGAGGUCUACCAGCGGGGAAACCAACUGGUCCUCCUGCUCCCGUGAGAUCCUGGAGACCAUCAAAGCGCCAUGCCUGAGUGAGGUCAUGGUGGAGCCCACCCGACACGACCACCACAAAUACAAGCAACUGCCUGGCCAGACCUGGGAUGCUUACGACCAGUGCCGCAUCUUCCUCAGGGACAAGGAGGCCACACUCUACAACCAGACCCUCGACCAGAACGUGUGCAAGACAGUAAUGUGCCGCAGCCCAAAUCGCAUCGGCUACUUCAAGGCUGGGCCAGCUCUGGAUGGAACCUUCUGUGGCAACAGCAGUUGGUGUAUUGCUGGGGAGUGUGCACCAUGGUCGCUAGCAGAAGCUCCACCGGUGGUAAAGGGAGGCUGGGGACCCUGGCAUCACACACCCUGUACCUCUGGCUGCCUCAUUGAUGCUCUCGGCAUCCAGGUUUCAAAGCGCAAUUGUUCCGACCCUAAGCCAAUGAACACUGCUGACCCUUGCCUCGGCAUCUCCACAAGACUCAAAACCUGCGACGACGACAAGGUGUGUAAUGGUAACAAGAUAUCCGUGAAGGAGUAUGCAAACAACAAGUGUAAAGAGUUCUCCACAGUGGUGACAGAUCUUCAACACAGAGGUGCCCAAGCUCCUCACAACCCAACUCGUCAGUGGCAGGCAUGUGCCAUCUUCUGUCAGCGAGCUUCAGGAACAUGGUAUUCUCCUCGAACUGAUCUCAGCUACUUGCCACAUUUUGAUACCUACUUCCCUGAUGGCACUCCCUGCCAUGUAGAAGCUGGAAAACAGUUCUACUGUCAACGUCACCAGUGCCUUCCCUUGGGUGAGCGUGAAGCAAAGGCAAUGGAAAAUCCAGACCCAGAGUGGGAUGUUCACGUGUACCAAAAUGCUCCGCCACAACCUUCCAACAACACCGUCCCUGAACAAGUUGCCAGGAUCUUCGAGCUAAAUAAAAAUAUGGAUCCACUUCAGUCUGAGCCCCUGGACCUUUACCAUGUGGAGGAUGAGACCCUGUGGGAAGAUGAUGAUUAUCUCCAUGUGUGAUAAGGCGCCAUUCGCAGCACAGUGGAGCUUGGCAACCACUAUGAAUCCAAAAAUAGAAGCAAACAACUGUCCUGUAUUUGUGUACAGAAUAAGAAUCUUUGAGAGCAUGAUAAAUAUCGUGAACCGAAUCUGCCAUAGCAACCAAUUACGCCACUCCUUAUAUUCCCCCUCAUACAGUGAAAACCUCCAUAUAACCAACUCAUCUCUCCAUAUAAUCCGUGAGAUGGGGGAUUUCACAUCUAACGGACCCUCGAUAUAAUGGCCUUUCAUCUUUACAUACAGUAGUUUGUUAGCUGGAGGUUUUACAUCUAACAUAACUUAGAUAUAAUGGAAUUUCCUCUCCACAUAGUCUGUUAAAUACACCAUAUAUUAUCCACAUGCACACACCAUUCUAAUCCUCUUAAUAUAUACAGCAUUUUUUUUGCCCGAAUAGACAAUUUUCAGUUGGUGGUGACGUAUGAAGGUCAAUGAAUGACAUUUUGCAAUCUGAAUUAACAGUUGUAAAACAUGAACUGACUAACAUAACAACAAAUGACGGAGGAGACACAUACUUUGAGCUUGAUCAUUCACUGUGUUGAAUGUCUGAGUGAAUGCUCAAACUCUUAAGUACAGUAAUGUCUCCUGUGUCAUUUCUUACUAUGUUAGUUAGUUCAUGUUUUACAACUAUCAAUCAGAUUGCAAAAAGCCAAUUGUUGGCUUUCGUACAGUACAUCACCACCAACUGAAAAACUCCAUUCAGGCCAAAAAAUCCUGUGUAUAUUUUUUUUUUGUGAAAUAACUUACAAACAAGCUAACCAAAGUUUAAAAAAAAAAACACACUAUC
Messenger RNA from Homarus americanus (American lobster), 4033 nucleotides. RefSeq lists its product as uncharacterized. Gene Ontology annotation, biological process: extracellular matrix organization; proteolysis. Gene Ontology annotation, cellular component: extracellular matrix. Gene Ontology annotation, molecular function: metalloendopeptidase activity. The record is from RefSeq and is a predicted model, not a curated record. Lineage: Eukaryota; Metazoa; Arthropoda; Malacostraca; Decapoda; Nephropidae. The coding region runs from base 55 to 3210 and encodes 1051 amino acids. The transcript is spliced from 24 exons.